This is a messenger RNA of Staurois parvus, 301 nucleotides long. The record is from the annotation of a GenBank genome assembly. Lineage: Eukaryota; Metazoa; Chordata; Amphibia; Anura; Ranidae.
GUGGGAGGAAUAGCACCCCAUCAUUGGUGUCAGUGGGAGGAAUCGUGCCCCAUCAUUGGUGUCAGUGGGAGGAAUCGUGCCCCCCCAUCAUUGGUGUCAGUGGGAGGAGGAUCUAGUGUCCCCAACAUUGGUAUCAGUGGAAGGAAUAGUGUCCCAACAUUGGGGUCAGUGGGGGGUGGAAUAGUGCCCCAUCAUUGGUGUCAGUGGGGGGUGGAAUAGUGCCCCAUCAUUGGUGUCAGUGGGGGGUGGAAUAGUGCCCCAUCAUUGGUGUCAUGGGGGGGGAGGAAUAGUGCCCCAUCGU